CUUCACAAGACUUGCGGGCCAUAUGAGGGAGACUGCAUUGUGAACUACGCAUACGAAGAGUACAGACGUGAAAACAGCAACUUAUAUUGUGUUCUUCUGUGCUGUCGCCCUUAGGGACUCAUAUCUUUACAAGUCACUCACGAUGCAGAACGAGCAAGAGCCGAUAUCCGAGGCGGAUUCUACAAUAUGCCCCGAUAUUACGAAUCUCGCCGAUGGGACUACCUAUGACGAGGUGGAAGAAUUGCUACUCUUGCAUUUGGCAGAUCAAAAUGAUCCCCUCCCGCCAGAGCUCGAAGCAACUAUGGUCUCAGAGGAGGAGAGACACAUGCCUAGCAGACAGGUUUCCCCACUACUCAUGGAACGCCCCAAGAGUUCUGGUAUUGACAUGACAGCUUUUUGCUUCCAGAGGCCUACUCAGGGUCCAAAUUUGUUCUCCCUGCAGCCAGAAAAACGCUCCUCACUGAAUACCAUGCCUCCUGGGGCUGAUGCUCAUCUCGGUGGUGGCAAAGGUGUAUCCUUUGUCACUCGAAAAGGACUGGGACAAGAAAGUUCUUCAUAUCCAGCGAACUCGCAUAUCAGCACACGUAAUGUAAACGUGAUUCCACGAAAUGGAUCUCUCGAAUCACAAGAACCAGAGGACACCUCUUUAGAGACAACACAGGGCAAGGCGCAUGCUGGGCAUGACUUGCACGAUUCGCAUGCUGCAGCUAGUUCUGUGCCCCAAGUCGACCAACGCUCGUCCGCUGAUUCAGGGGCAAUCCCCCCAGAAGAUGCAGCGCUCAACAGACGUACCACUUCUAUGGGACACAGAAAAGUAGGCAGCAAACAAAUUAUGUCUCUCCCCUGCUGACGAGAGUCCAGAACACCGAAAGAAAGGAGGUGACAGGCCAUGGAAGCAAGGCAGUUAACGCACGUAUCUCUGAUGAACCACUGAGAAGAUCAGAUCAAAGCAAAGCGACCGAGCAAAGUUUGUUGGUUGCUAGAAAUCAAACAUCAAGAA
Messenger RNA from Aspergillus piperis CBS 112811, 1000 nucleotides. RefSeq lists its product as uncharacterized. Lineage: Eukaryota; Fungi; Ascomycota; Eurotiomycetes; Eurotiales; Aspergillaceae. The record is from RefSeq and is a predicted model, not a curated record. Bases 143 to 850 code for a protein of 235 amino acids. The transcript is spliced from 4 exons.